Poecilia latipinna (sailfin molly) is the source of this 1365-nucleotide messenger RNA. It is a transcript of the gene prkra, whose product is annotated as protein kinase, interferon-inducible double stranded RNA dependent activator. Gene Ontology annotation, cellular component: nucleus; RISC complex; cytoplasm. The record is from RefSeq and is a predicted model, not a curated record. The transcript is spliced from 9 exons. Gene Ontology annotation, biological process: siRNA processing; regulation of regulatory ncRNA processing. Gene Ontology annotation, molecular function: siRNA binding; double-stranded RNA binding. The coding region runs from base 310 to 1215 and encodes 301 amino acids. NCBI's taxonomy places the organism in Eukaryota, Metazoa, Chordata, Actinopteri, Cyprinodontiformes, Poeciliidae.
GAUUCCAACAAAACCAAGUCUCUACCUGCAGGGGGCGAUACCCAUUUUUCAAACCAUUUUGUGGUUGCAGUUGACCCGGAUGUUGAUACGAUUUGUAUUUUCCCCCAUACUGUUGGACUCCUUAGUUGUCAGCUAUCAUCGUCUGGCGAUCUAACUAGUGAUGUAAGAAAAAUAAAAAACAAAUGUCUAAGAAACAGCAGAGGGACCUUUAGGUUGUAGUUUCUCCUACAACAUCGCUGCGCUGGCCCUUUAAGAAAGCCGGGGAUCAAAGAGUGCUUCUGAUCAGCAGAACAAGCUUACACCAUAAAUAUGUCUGAACAAGGAUAUCAGUCACCAGCUACUUCUGACAGACGCCUGAGCACACCAGAACCACAGAGGAUGGGCUCCUGGAAGACACCCAUACAAAUCCUGUAUGAAUAUGGCGUCGUUAGCGGAGACCUCCCCGUGUUUGUGAUGGAGAAAGCAGAAGGAGAGGCUCACCAGCCCAGCUUCGUCUUCAGCGUGACAAUAGGAGGCGUUAAAUGUACAGGUCAGGGACCCAGUAAAAAGGCAGCUAAGCAGCAGGCUGCAGAGGCCGCACUGAAAAUUUUGAACAUCGACUCUGAAAGUGGGGCCGUUCCUGGGAGGUCCAACACUAAUGGCAUCAUAGCAGAACCAAACAACCCCGUGGGCCUGCUGCAGGCCUUGGCGUUGCAGAGAAGAUGGCAUGUUCCUGAGUACAUUAUUUUAACAGAGAGCGGCCCGCCGCACCGAAAAGAGUUCACAAUAAUCUGUAGACUGGAGUCGCUCACAGAACAGGGGGUUGGAAACACCAAAAAAGCAGCAAAAAAGGAAGCGGCAGAGAAAAUGGUGGCGAAACUUCAGAGAUUAUCGGGAUCCCCUGAGAUCACAUGGACUCCUAAUCCGAGCGUUUGCUUUGAGAACAUCAGGAACUCCUCAGCAGAGAAGAUCUCUCUACUCAGGAGAAACCCUCUGAGCAUUCCCAACACUGACUACAUACAGAUGCUGCUAGAUCUCUCCAAAGAGCAAGGCUUUGAGGUCACAUACUUUGACAUAGAUGAGCUGACGGUGAACGGUCAGUACCAGUGCCUGGCAGAGCUGUCCACCAAUCCCGUCACCGUGUGCCACGGCACCGGCAUCUCCUGCAGCAACGCCCACAACGACGCCGCGCACAGCGCCCUCCAGUACAUGAAGAUCAUGGCUUCCAGCAAAUAAAAAUCCCACCAGCACCUGCAGAGUCUCUGCCUGACCCCCGUCAUCUGUACUCAUCUGUGUCACAGAGCAGCUCCACUUGAUUUCUGCUGGUUUUAUUGUAACUGAUGAGGAGAUUAAAAGAUCCAAAACUUUUAGCAUAAGCAGGUUUAU